CACAGGGAGCUGUUGAGGACCUGCGUGGCCCAUCCCUGGAUUCUUCGGUCACUGACUCCCAUCCACUCUGACCACAACCGAAGGCCACAUCCCACUGCCUGCCCAGCAUCCAUCCAUGGAGGUGACCACCGUGACCCUAUCUCCUGCCUCACCCACUGAAGGAGACGAUCUCUGUGAGAUAGAUGUCAGCAGUGUGGCCAUACACAGUGUGACACUGCUCAUCUGCCUCUGUGGGCUGGUUGGGAAUGGGGCUGUGCUCUGGCUCCUCAGCCUGAAAAUCCGUAACUCUGGCAUCUUCGACCUGGCUUUUGCCGACUUCCUCUUCCUUCUCUUCACGGUCCCCUCCGCCUUGCUCUUCCUCAUGGAGGAUGUGUUCUGCACUGCCAUCAUGCCCCUGGGGUACUUGAGCUUCCUUUUCCAGCUGUCAAUGGUUUCCUACUACUGGGCACUGUUCCAACUGGCAUUCCUCAACUUCAGGAAGUACAUGAUCUUCCUCUUCCAGCUCUGCUGCCACUGUGACUUUCCCGAGCGCCUGUGGUGGGUGCUGGAAAGUGUCCAAUACUGGGCCUUUUUCUCUCUCUUCAUCCUCAUUCCCGGGGUGACUUCCCUGUGCCCAUCAAACAAGCAGGAGCAGUGCCGGGCAGCACUCGUCUCCAUCUACGCCAUCAUCCUGCUCCUCUUUGCUGCACCCGUGCUCAUUUCCUGCACAAACGACAUCAUCAGAGCCAAGGGUGGCUCCCAGCAGCAGCAAGCUGAGACACGAGACAUCGUUAUCUUCAUCACUGUGCUCUUCACUCUACUCCUCGGCCUCUGCAAUUUCCUGCAGCAGAUAGGUUACAUGCCUGUGCCCACCCAGGUGGUUUUCCUGUUCACCUGCAUCCACAGCAGCAUCAAACCUUUAAUCUAUUUCUUGGCAGGGAAGUGCUGGAGCUCCUGCUCCAUGGAGUCCCUCCAGCGCUCCCUCCAGAGCGUCUUUGAGGAGGAGAAAGAAAUAAUUGCCCGCAGAAAUGAUGCUCCCAGGGACCCGGAGGUCUGAGCCUGUUGAUCCCUUCCACUGCUCUGCUGAAGAACCUUGGCACAGGUUUCGUUGAGUCACCUGAUUAAUAAAUAUCCACAGCAUCACCCUCCCUGUGCUGGUGUACUCCUGUAGGAGAAGGGAGCAGGGGCAUUGCCAGGGGCAAUGUGGGAGGGAUGCUUUGCCAUAGAGCACAUGGCAGCAUGGCUUUCCUCCUCCCUGCUGUGCCCACAUGGCUCCAGGCAGUGCAGCUGGGCUCAGUGCUGUUCCCCAGCUCUAUUCCCCAUGGAAUGACCCUCAUUGCCUGGGCCCCAGGGAAUGAACUCCUUCCCCUUUGGCUACCCAGAUGAGUUUCAUGGUGUUUUGAGGGAUCUCUUGCCUGCAAACAAUGUGACAC
This is a messenger RNA of Ficedula albicollis (Collared flycatcher), 1412 nucleotides long. RefSeq names its product mas-related G-protein coupled receptor member H-like. Gene Ontology annotation, molecular function: G protein-coupled receptor activity. The record is from RefSeq and is a predicted model, not a curated record. Gene Ontology annotation, biological process: G protein-coupled receptor signaling pathway. The transcript has a single exon. Lineage: Eukaryota; Metazoa; Chordata; Aves; Passeriformes; Muscicapidae. The coding region runs from base 116 to 1036 and encodes 306 amino acids. Gene Ontology annotation, cellular component: membrane.